This is a messenger RNA of Trypanosoma conorhini, 657 nucleotides long. RefSeq lists its product as uncharacterized. The record is from RefSeq and is a predicted model, not a curated record. The coding region runs from base 1 to 657 and encodes 218 amino acids. The transcript has a single exon. NCBI's taxonomy places the organism in Eukaryota, Euglenozoa, Kinetoplastea, Trypanosomatida, Trypanosomatidae.
AUGCCCAAAGUAUACGAUGCACAGGGCACGGGUUUCGCGGUCGGUAACGCGCAAGGCACGUCGAAGCCCUUGUCCUGUGCUCGCGGCGGUUUCGUGGCAAGGCACCAGCACCUUCCCCCACACCCCUGCAGGUCUCCGCCGUGGUUGUUGGCCGCUCGCACGGAUCGCACGCCACCAUCGCCGUCGCAUCGCUCCCGCGUGGUGCCACGUUGCUGCUCGGCCGUGCACCUCCGUUACGCCCUGCCUUCUCUCUGCUCAAUCUUCCCGACCACGCGACGCCCGUACGGAUUGAAGCUCGCCACCGGCGGGAAAGCCCCCGCACCGGGCGCGGCGCAGGCACCCCCGCACCAGAGGCGCUGCGGCACUGCCACCGUGGCGGCGGGCCGUGGCGCCCAACGCCGCUGGGCAACACCGCGACCGGCAGAGCGGGGCCGCCGCUUGCCGGUGUGUCCAUCGAGCGCCGAGCGGGCGGCGUUCUCACGGGGCACCAAAGUGAGCCGGGAAGGCAACGCAACAGAACCCAAAAACCACGGGGGGGAGGGGGAAAAAAAGGAGGGGAGAAAAAGUGAAGGCAACGAACCGAAGAUACACAUAACGCCAAACGUCACCCUCGCAAGCACGCUGGCGGCAGACGAUGGAAUAGACAACAGUGUCUAG